Messenger RNA from Medioppia subpectinata, 913 nucleotides. NCBI's taxonomy places the organism in Eukaryota, Metazoa, Arthropoda, Arachnida, Sarcoptiformes, Oppiidae. The record is from the annotation of a GenBank genome assembly.
AANNNUGCGAAAUCAGAUAAAGUGAAAAUCGCUAAAAAGAUCGCUAAAGAUAUGGAGAAAUGGGCCAAAACUCUGAACCAAAAGAAGGAUACGUCUCGUACUUGGAUUCCUAGCGAACCGCCCGUUACUGGCGAUAGUGUCCAAAGUUGUACGGCUGACGCGGGCUUCACAGUAUUGGAACAGCAGGUGUCAAAUGCCGAGACCGACACUUCUGUCUUCGACACAUUCCCUAAACAAGUGAUUCCUCACGAGUUGAAGGCAAACACAGAUAAUACGAAUCACUUCUGUUUAAGUGCUUAUGAAAUCAUAAGAGCAGAGGAGAAGCGGUUAACCGAUUGGGCAAAGUUAGCCUGUCUUCUAUGUAAACGACAAUUCUCUACAUCAGAACUGCUCACUAAACACAUACAGCUCUCAGACUUGCAUAAAGCUGGUUAUAGAGAUAGGGCUAAAGAAAGGAGGAAGAAAUACGGAUUACCGGAAACGCCUGAAACCAAUAAAAUGAAGACGAAAUAUUUAACUGAAUUAGAAGAGCGCUCUUCUAGUGAUACUGUCGUACAAUCACAUCAAACGCCUAUUUCUAACGAUAAUAUUGGCAGUAAAAUGUUGAAAGCCAUGGGUUGGACUGAAGGAACGGGAUUGGGAAAAGCAAACCAAGGAACAAAAAAUAUCAUUCAAGUCGAGAAGAGAACAGAUGGUAUAGGACUAGGAAUGCGAUCCGUAUGUCCGGCUCCGGGCGAGACAUAUAGGGAUGCCGUACGACGAACAAUGCAACUGAGGUUUAAAGAAAUGCACGAAUGAAUGGUUCGAGAAAUGGAUGAAUUAAUUAUUUCAAUUUAUAUUCAAAUUAUAUUAUAAUUCAUUUUUGUUUACUCUAUGUAAAUAUUUUCACAUUUUAUUAAACGAUUCAAUUUUA